This is a messenger RNA of Musa acuminata AAA Group (dessert banana), 3170 nucleotides long. RefSeq names its product probable alpha,alpha-trehalose-phosphate synthase [UDP-forming] 9. The record is from RefSeq and is a predicted model, not a curated record. Gene Ontology annotation, cellular component: cytosol. Gene Ontology annotation, molecular function: trehalose-phosphatase activity. The transcript is spliced from 5 exons. Gene Ontology annotation, biological process: trehalose biosynthetic process. Lineage: Eukaryota; Viridiplantae; Streptophyta; Magnoliopsida; Zingiberales; Musaceae. Bases 445 to 2904 code for a protein of 819 amino acids.
CCCACAGCAGCUUUAGAUUCGCCUCGAAUCCAUGGGUCAUUUUUGGUCCGGAUUUCACUGCGCAUGUCUCCAUAUUAGCACCCAACUUUAGAAAGGAUAAGUCACGCUGGAUUUGUAUGAUGAGAUUUUCCUAUUCUUUUGGCUUUUCUUUUUGAUUUUUUUUUUUAUUUUAAGAGUUCGAGUGAGUCGGAGGAGAUGUGUGCGGGUACGAUAUCUUGUCCGAGUUGGAGGGUCAAGAAAUGGAGCCCUCGAAAGGCGUUUCGAGUUCUAAUACACGGCGACCGAGGUGGAAAAUGUUCGAUAAGCUCGAACGAAGUGAAAGGAAGAGGAUUACUGCAUCAUGACAUUUUGUAGAUUGGAUAAGAGCAGGAAGAGGGCUUAGAAACUGAUGCAAAGGUUCUAAACACUGAACUUUGUGUUCUCCGUGGAGCACUUUCUCCAAUCAUGAAGGUUACCAAUAUAGUUUCUGGCUCUCAUGGAGUGACAGUAGGUGAUGAAGAUUUAGCUAGUCCGACGUCAAUAUUCCUGAAAAGGCAAGUUGUGGUCGCAAAUUUCCUUCCGCUGCAUACCGCUCGGGAUAAAACAACUGGAAAAUGGUGCUUUGAGUGGGAUGAAGAUUCUUUACUCUUGCAGAUGAAAGAUGGGUUUUCCCCUGAAAUUGAGGUCGUCUAUGUAGGUAGUCUGAAGGUUGAUGUAGAUGCAGAAGAGCAAGAAGAGGUUUCACAAGAGCUCUUAGAGGAGUUUAAGUGCAUACCGACUUUUCUAGCUCCUCAUCUCCAAAGAAGCUUCUACCAUGGCUUCUGUAAAAGACAUCUUUGGCCACUUUUUCAUUACAUGCUGCCCAUCAGUGCGGCACAAGGUGAGCUCUUUGAUAAAUCUCUUUUCGGAGCCUACAUUUCUGCCAACAGGAUAUUCGCUGAUAAAGCCGUGGAGGCAAUGAAUUCAGAUGAGGACUAUAUUUGGAUUCAUGAUUACCACCUCAUGCUUCUACCAAUUCUCCUAAGGAAGCGGCUGAGUCAAGUCAAGCUUGGUUUUUUCCUUCAUAGCCCAUUCCCAUCCUCAGAAAUCUAUAAGACUCUUCCUGUUAGAGAUCAACUGCUUAAGGGGUUACUGAAUGCUGAUGUAAUUGGUUUUCAGACAUUUGAUUAUGCACGCCACUUCCUUUCUUGUUGCAGCAGGCUGCUAGGCCUAGAUUACAAAUUUAAGCAUGGGUACAUAGGAAUUGAGUAUUUCGGCCGUAUUGUGAGCAUUAAGAUUGCUCCAGUUGGUGUUCAUGUUGGCCGGCUUGAGAAACUUCUAAAAUGUCCAACCACAAUUGCCAAGGUUCAAGAGAUAAAACAAAGAUUUAAAGGGAAGACAUUAUUUCUUGGUAUUGAUGACAUGGACAUCUUCAAGGGUAUGAGUUUGAAGCUUUUAGCGUUUGAAUUUAUGUUGCAGAGGAAUCAAAAUCUUAGAGGUAAGAUGGUCCUGAUUCAAAUUGCUAAUCCUCCAAGAACAGUGGGAAAAAAAGUGAUGGAAACAAGAAGUGAGGUGAUCUCAAUUGUUGAAAGAAUAAACAGUGUCUACGGUAGUCCAGGUUAUGAACCUGUGGUCUUUAUGGAUUAUUCUAUUCCCUAUCACAUGAAGAUCGCAUAUUACGUGAUGGCGGAUUGUUGCAUUGUAAAUGCUGUCAGGGAUGGUAUGAACUUAGUACCAUAUGAGUAUGUAGUUUGUAGACAAGGGACGGAGGAGAUAGAUAGACAUCGAGGCAUUAAUAUGGUGCGAUGCACAAGCACACUGAUCGUCUCUGAAUUCAUCGGCUGUUCUCCAUCCCUGAGUGGAGCUAUAAAAGUCAACCCUUGGAGUCUUCAGGAUGUUGCUGAUGCCUUAUAUCAUGCGAGUGAGCUGUCUGAAAAUGUGAGGCAGUUGCAUCACGAAAAACAUUAUCGAUAUGUUAUCUCUCAUCAUGUAGCUUAUUGGGUUCAGAGCUUUCUACAGGAACUAGAAAGAGCUUGUCAAGGCAAUUGCAAUCAGAAAUACUACCGCCUUGGUAUUGGUUUAAACUUCAGAGUUGUUUCUCUUUCUCCAGAUUUCAGAAAGCUAUCUGUAGAUGAACUUGUCUCUUCAUACAAAAGAACCAAUCACAGGGCAAUAUUUUUGGAUUACGAUGGAACCAUAAUGCCUGCAGGUUCUGCAUGUAAAAUCCCCUCAAUGAGACUCAUUUCCAUUCUUAAUGACCUUUGCACUGAUCCCCAAAAUACAGUUUUCAUCGUCAGUGGAAGAGAGAGGACUGCUCUUGGUGAGUGGUUUUGUUCUUGUACAAACCUAGGAAUCGCUGCUGAGCAUGGCUAUUUCAUCAGAUGGAACGUAGACUCCGAUUGGGAAUCUUCUCCACCUUUCGGUGUCAGCUUUGAGUGGAGAAAUACUGUUGAGCGGGUGAUGAAAUCAUACACCGAGGCAACAGAUGGUUCCUUUAUAGAAUCAAAGGAAAGUGCACUGGUGUGGAAUUAUCAGGAUGCUGAUUUUGAGUUUGGCUCCUGUCAAGCCAAAGAGCUAUCGAGUCAUCUCGAGAGUUUGCUUGCCAAUGAUCCAGUUGUUGUUCGAAGGGGCCACUAUAUUGUUGAGGUUAUACCUCAGGGAGUGGGUAAAGGGAGGGCAGUUGAUAAAAUUCUCGGACAACUGGUAGCCAAUGGAAAGCCACCAGAACUUAUCAUCUGUGUUGGCAAUGACCGAUCUGAUGAAGACAUGUUCCAGAGCAUCAACAACGCCACGAAAAAAGAAUCUUCGACCGCAGCUCCUGAGGUCUUUGCCUGCACAGUUGGUCAAAAGCCAAGCAGUGCCAAGUAUUACAUCGACGAAACCAGUGACGUGCUUCUGUUGCUAAAAGCUCUUGUGCAGUCCCAGAACAAAAUAGUCUCCCCUUGAGCUACAGACCAUAAACUCUGUUGUACAUCCCAUACCAGCUCUCUGUAAUGUUUUUGUCUCCACAUUACAAAGUUCUGAAUGGUGCUUCUUGGUGUCUUUGGCGAUCUCCCACUGUUGCUCCUUUGAUUGCAUGUUUGUGUGCUAAAUUGUAAAGCCCCCAUUGCAGAGGAGAAAACAAUAGCAUGAUGAUAGAUAAGUCUUAAAUUUGUGGGCUAUGCAAUUCCUUCACAUUUGUGACAAUCAAAUGAAAACUCAGCCUAUUUAAA